Neltuma alba is the source of this 2121-nucleotide messenger RNA. Its product is annotated as heat stress transcription factor A-4a. The coding region runs from base 744 to 1952 and encodes 402 amino acids. Gene Ontology annotation, molecular function: RNA polymerase II cis-regulatory region sequence-specific DNA binding; DNA-binding transcription factor activity. Lineage: Eukaryota; Viridiplantae; Streptophyta; Magnoliopsida; Fabales; Fabaceae. Gene Ontology annotation, biological process: regulation of transcription by RNA polymerase II; cellular response to heat. The transcript is spliced from 2 exons. The record is from RefSeq and is a predicted model, not a curated record. Gene Ontology annotation, cellular component: nucleus.
CAAAAUUCAGAAGCGAAACAAAAGAACCUCCUUUUCGCUGCGGCUUCCAAUCUCCGUGACUCCGUCUUUUCCGAGGUGCUAACCUGGAGCAGCGCAUAUUCUUAAUUUUAUAUUUAUUUUCAGUUGGAUUUUAUCCUUCAAUUAUUGUUCCUUUGGCCGCAAGCUUGUUUCUAUUUCAAACAAGAAAAUCAACUUCCUUUUCGAAGAAUCAACCCUUGGUGCUGUUGGAAACUUGCUCAGAAUUGAUUGAGCUGCAUGCAAGAAGUAUGGAAAGAAAGUGAACUUAUUUAAGUAUGUAUAGGUGGCACGAGUGCAGACGCCUUUUCUGGCGGGUUACGCUUUCGGCGGAAAUAGAGACUGUGUGAAAAAGACUCGCUUUGAGGCGUGAUUCUUUGUUCAGCUUGAGGUAACUUUUGAUUAGUAAGAGGGACUUGUUAGAUUAAAUUGCAAAAUUCAGGAAGGAAUAUGUGAGAAUAAUCUCUUAUGGGAGCGAGUGCAUAGAGUUUCGCAGUUAUUCAUCAUUUAUAAUUGAGCAGAAGUUGAACUUUGUAAAAUCCAGUUUGGCUUAUGCUCUCAAGGGUGCAAAAUUACUUAUAGCUUCCAUUGUAUUUCUGGGAUGGUCCCGUUUGUAAGAAGGGAUUGAGCAUUCUCUUUUUUGGAAAAUUUGGAAACUUGAAUUGAUCGUAAUCCGACUUUCGGAUUUUUGAGCCUGCGAGCCUGAGGUGGGAUUUUAAUUACUAGUGAUGGAUGAAGCUCAGGGCAGUUCGAGCACCCUGCCUCCUUUCCUGACCAAGACUUAUGAGAUGGUGGACGAUCCUUCCACAGAUUCGAUUGUUUCGUGGAGUGCCACUAACAAAAGUUUCAUAGUAUGGAAUCCGCCAGAAUUUGCAAGUGAGUUGCUACCAAGAUUCUUUAAGCACAAUAACUUCUCUAGUUUCAUCAGACAGCUGAACACAUAUGGUUUUAGAAAAGUUGAUCCAGAACAAUGGGAAUUUGCAAAUGAUGAUUUCAUAAGAGGUCAACAGCAUCUUUUGAAGAAUAUACACAGACGAAAGCCAGUUCAUAGCCAUUCUUUACAGAAUAUCCAAGGACAAGGAGCUUCUCCAUUGACAGAACCAGAAAGACAGAGUUUAAGAGGCAAAAUAGAGAGGCUGAAACAUGAAAACGAACAACUUUGUCUAGAGUUAGAGAGACAUGAACAGGAGUGGCGAGUAAAUGAAAUUAAAAUAGGAUGCUCAAAGGAGAGAUUGGAAAAGUUGGAAAGGAAAAAACAAAAGAUGGUCUCUUCUGUUUCUCAAGCGUUGCAGAAACCUGAAAUUGCCUCAAAUCUCUUGCAAUUGUCAGAAACCCUAUAUAGAAAACGAAGGUUGCCAAAAAGUGGUCACUUUUGUGAUGAAGGUGUAAUUGAAGAUGCUAUAGAGUCUUCCUCAGUGAUACCUAGAGAUAAUGCAGAUAUAGCUUCUGUUUUGUCAUCAAAUGUGGAGCGACUGGAACAGCUGGAAUCAUUGCUGUUAUUUUGGGAGAACAUUGCUCAUGAUUUUGGGGAUUCCUUUGUUCAUAGCCACUCAAAUAUGGAUCUUGAUGAAUCUACAAGUUGUGUUGAUAGUCCUGCUCUCUCUUGUAUGCAACUUGAUAACGAACUUCACCCUAUAUCAUCUGGAAUUGACAUGAACUGUGAACCAGCUGGAGCUACUGUUUCUGAUCCUAGUUCAUCAAAAGAAAAACCUGUGGGAACAACCACUGUAGCUGCUGGCGUCAAUGAUGUAUUCUGGGAACAGUUCUUGACGGAGAAUCCUGGUUCUUCAGAAAGACAGGAAGUACAGUCAGAGCGAAAGGAUCCUGAUAGCAGAAAGAAUGAAGGAAAACCUAGUGACAGAAGUAAACUUUGGUGGAACAAUGUAAAUAGACUUUCAGAACAGAUGGGGCAUCUUAGCCAAACAGAAAAAACUUAACAGUGGAUCUUUAUUCCAUCCAGCAUGUGAUGCCCUGCAUAUCACUUGUAAUAAUUUAGGUAUAAACUGUUUUCUCAGCAAUAAUUUCUAACUCCCCAUCUUAAGUUGGAUGUUGUGUCCUCCAAUGUUUGAGUGAUUUAUAGUAUGAGUAGUCUAUUUUUUGUUCUAA